AUGCCGUUGGCGCUUCACAUCAGAGAUGUGCCCAACGAGCCCACUCCGGAUUACAAAGCAGAAGCAACGUCCUGCCCCAAAGGGUGGCUGUCCUAUGUCAACAACUGCUAUGGACUCUUUCCAGACAAACUGACCUGGAAAGAGGCAAAGGAGGAAUGCAGCAGCCUGGGUCAGAGCAGCCAUCUUGCCUCCAUCCUCACUGACACGGAGCAGACAGCGGUGAACACAUACCUGACUUCUUCAUUCAGUGGGGUGGGAAAUAUCUGGUUUGGACUCAAAGACAAAUGGAAAAUUAGACGGUGGACGUGGGAAGAUGGAUCAAAGACCAAAGACUAUCGCUGGACUUCAGGUGCACCCAGUUUCUUAACAGGUUCAAAGUACUGUGCCUAUAUGAUAGAAUCUGAAGGUUUCAAGACCUGGCAAGAUGCUGACUGUUCACUGAAGUUUGCCUUCCUAUGUAAGAUGACGUCCUGA
This is a messenger RNA of Euleptes europaea (tarantolino), 474 nucleotides long. Its product is annotated as C-type lectin-like. The coding region runs from base 1 to 474 and encodes 157 amino acids. The transcript has 5 exons. NCBI's taxonomy places the organism in Eukaryota, Metazoa, Chordata, Lepidosauria, Squamata, Sphaerodactylidae. Gene Ontology annotation, molecular function: signaling receptor activity. The record is from RefSeq and is a predicted model, not a curated record.